Messenger RNA from Aspergillus steynii IBT 23096, 2756 nucleotides. RefSeq names its product glycoside hydrolase family 31 protein. The record is from RefSeq and is a predicted model, not a curated record. NCBI's taxonomy places the organism in Eukaryota, Fungi, Ascomycota, Eurotiomycetes, Eurotiales, Aspergillaceae. Gene Ontology annotation, molecular function: alpha-glucosidase activity. Gene Ontology annotation, biological process: N-glycan processing; carbohydrate metabolic process. The coding region runs from base 369 to 2756 and encodes 795 amino acids. The transcript has a single exon.
CUUGAGAUUUGGUUCUUGGGAGUCUGUCUCUUCGGGUUUCCAGUGUCCUCGUUGUUUAUUGAUUUUUUUUUUCUGCGUAUUUUCCCCUUAUGUUCCCUUCCGUGGCUCCUCUUGCUGUACGACUGCCCACUGGAGCGGAUAUAGAAAACUCCCUCGGUUGGAUCCAUCGGAAUCAAAGCCGCUCUCGCCGCCCCAUGCGAUGGAUGACGAUGACAUCAGAAGCCAGAUACCUGGUGCAGCCACUGCAUGCCAGGUCAUCGUGCAGCAAUGAUCGGUAGAAGCGCGGACUUGAAAUCCUCCCACGUUGGCCAUCUUCUCGGUCAGAUUCUCGUAUACUCAACCCACCGGGGACUCCUGCGAUAUCAGCCAUGGAGAAGUACCGAUUCCCCACCAGUCCUCGGGCAAAUCCCCAGGCCAUCAUUGCUGGCCCUCAGUACCGAUUCACCGUCCUGACCGACCGCCUGGUCCGAUACGAGUGGGCGGAAGAUGGCCAGUUCGAGGACCGCGCCUCGACGUUCGCCGUCUGUCGCGACCUGCCGCUGCCCGAAUUCCGCGUCGUCGACCACGAAUCCGGCCUGGAGAUCAUCACGCCGCAUGUCCAGCUCAGCUACGACAGGCAGAGAUUCGGGCCCGCCGGCCUCGUGGCCCAUCUGACAGCCCGAACCACCAAGUACGGCACUGCAUGGCGGUUUGGCACGCCGUCGCCUCUCAACCUGGGCGGCACCGCGCGGACGCUGGACCUCUGCGACGGACGAUGCGACGUGGGCGACGGCGUGCUGUCCAAGGCCGGUUUGGCCGUCAUCGACGACUCGCACUCCAUGCUCUUCGACGGUCACGGCUUCGUGGCGGCGCGACCGGCGGGCGACCGCGUCGACGGUUAUCUCUUUGCCUACGGACGAGACUACAGAGCGGCCAUCCGCGCCUUCCACGCCGUGUCUGGAAACCAGCCGGUGGUCCCGCGAUAUGCCCUGGGAAACUGGUGGAGUCGGUAUUAUCCCUAUCGACAGGACGAGCUCCUGCAGCUGAUGGACCGGUUUCGCGACCGUGACAUCCCUCUGUCCGUAGCCGUGCUGGACAUGGAGUGGCAUCUGGUCUCCGACAAACAGGUGCCGCAUGCAGGCUGGACAGGAUACACCUGGAAUCGGGACCUCUUCCCCAAUCCGACGGGGUUCGGCCAGGAAAUCCGUCGAAGGAAUCUGAAGAUGACGUUGUGCGAUCAUCCACACAGCGGCAUCCACUCGCACGAGGACUCGUACCACGAGAUGGCGCGCUUCCUGGGCCAUGACACCGGCAACAACGAUCCGAUUCUCUUCGAUCCAACCCGUCCGAAAUUCAUGGAAGCCUACCUGGCCGUCCUACAUCGCAACCUGGAGCCGGAAUGUGACUUCUGGUGGAUUGACUGGCAGCAAGGCCCCUAUUCCCGCAUCCCCGGCAUUGAUCCUCUGUGGAUGCUGAACCACUUCCACUAUCUGGACCACGGGCGAGACGGAAAGAGACCUCUCAUUCUCUCUCGCUACGCAGGCCCCGGUAGCCAUCGGUACCCCAUAGGCUUCUCCGGCGACACGUUCGUGACCUGGGCGUCGCUCGAGUUUCAACCCGAAUUCACGGCGAUGGCGUCGAAUAUCGGGUAUGGCUGGUGGAGUCACGACAUCGGUGGCCACAUCCAUGGCGGUCGCGACGAUGAGCUCGUGACGCGAUGGCUGCAACUAGGGGUUUUCUCGCCGAUUCUGCGCCUGCAUUCCACUUCCUCCCGGUGGAUGUCCAAGGAGCCGUGGCUAUACCGUCCGGAAUGCGCGUCCACCAUGUCCGACUUCCUGCGGCUUCGCCAUCGACUGGUGCCCUUCUUGUACACACAGAAUGUCCGGGGAUCGACGGCACACGAACCGCUGGUGCAGCCCGUCUACUGGGAGCAUCCCUACGUCGAGGAGGCAUACUCCGUCCCGAACGAGUAUUUCUUCGCCUCCACCCUCGUAGUCGUCCCCAUAGUCCAGCCCCGAGAUAAACGAACUAAUCUUGCCUCGGCCAGGUCGUGGCUGCCGCCUCAUCGCCGCCUCGUGGAUAUUUUCACCGGAACCGUGUACGAUGGAGACCGUAGUCUGACAUUGCAUCGGCGCCUCGAGGAAUAUCCCGUUCUGGCACCCGAAGGAUCGAUCAUUCCUCUUGAUGCCGAGACGUCUCCUCCAAACGGCUGCUUAAGCCCCGAUGGAUUUGAGCUUGUCAUUGUGAUCGGUCAAGACGGACACGCAGAAGUUGUGGAAGAUGAUCCAACGGGGGAACCAAACCAGAAGGUUGCAGAGAUUCGUUUCGAGCAAGCCUCGGGAACUUUGACGGCGAACGUCUGCAGUCGCGCUUGGAAAUUCCGAUUUCUCGCAGUCAGCUCCGUAGACGAUGUUCAGAUUUUGAUUGACGGCGCUGAUCGGACGACUGACGCCGCUAUCACCAUCGCGCAGCAUCCCGAGGCGCCGGGGCUGCUGGUUGAAUGCCCAUCCAUUUCGCAAGGGAAGCACGAGAUCAUCAUUCAUCUCGGUCACAACCCCCAGCUUGGCGUAAUUGACCACAAACCGCGCCUCGAGCGCUUGAUCAUGGACUACCAGAUCCAAUUUGCCAUGAAGGAUCGGCUGUGGGAGUGUGUGGCCAGUUCGGAUCAUCAGCCGCUGAACGUGACGACGGGGAAACUCAUAGCCCUUGGCUAUGACGAGGCCAUUGUCGGGCCUAUUGCAGAGUUGCUGCUGGCCGAUAGUCGCUCGCAGCGUUGA